This is a messenger RNA of Tetranychus urticae (two-spotted spider mite), 364 nucleotides long. Lineage: Eukaryota; Metazoa; Arthropoda; Arachnida; Trombidiformes; Tetranychidae. The record is from RefSeq and is a predicted model, not a curated record.
UGACCUUUCAAUAAUCUCUUCUCAAAACUAUUGUCUCUCUUUUACAGUGCUGAUGGCAACUUUGAACCAACCCUGAUAACCAAAGCUUUAGUUCAUUAUACCGGUGAAGUUGUCUGGGAACCUCCAGCUCUUUAUAAAGUUACCUGUCAAAUUGAUGUUGAAUGGUUUCCAUUUGAUGUUCAAUCAUGCCUUAUGAAAUUUGGCUCUUGGACUUAUGAUGGUCAUGAGGUUGACCUUCGUCAUCUGGAUCAGGUUGAAGGAUCGGUCCAAGUUGACCGUGGUGUGGACCUUUCCGAGUUUUACCAAUCAGUGGAAUGGGAUCUGAUGAAAGUCCCUGCUCGCUAUGAGAAUGAAUAUUAUGAUU